Peniophora sp. CBMAI 1063 is the source of this 747-nucleotide messenger RNA. Lineage: Eukaryota; Fungi; Basidiomycota; Agaricomycetes; Russulales; Peniophoraceae. The record is from the annotation of a GenBank genome assembly.
AUGGCUGACAACGCACCGUACAAGGCGUUGCCUACCGAACCAGAUGCGCCUGCGCCUGAGGGCGAAAGGAUCGCGCCGCUGGUCGUAGACGAUGGACUGGUCAAGUCUGAGCAUAGACUGGGGGAUACGGUGGCGAUGUACGCCGCAUGCAUAGGCAUUGCGCUCAUUUCACUGGUCUCAAUCGCACUCGUAAUCUUUGACGAGCCAUGGAAAUUACCUUGGGUGUCCGCACAUAUCAUCCUUAACCCCAUAGCCCUGCUGCUUAUUGUGCCGGCCAUUGUCGUGCUACAGCCCACUUCACAAGCCUCCACGAAGGCGACAGGACUCGCUAGACACCAGCUACUUGCACUACCGGCUCUCGCCUUCGUAACACUCGGAACGCUGGCUAUCGUCCUGCAUAAGACCCUAAAUCACAAGGCACACUUCCGCUCAUGGCACGGCACUAUCGGCAUAGCAAUAUACGCAUGGUUGGCCGUCCAGGCCGCAUUCGGAGGCGCAACUGUGUGGUUUGGUGGAGCAGCUUUUGGUGGAGGUCUGAAGCCCAAGUUGAUGUGGAAAUACCAUCGACUUUCCGGUUACAUCCUCUUCCCUCUGCUCAUGGUGACCACUGCUCUCGGCGGUGCAUCCCAUUGGGCUCAGAAGCUUCUCCCAGCAUCCGUGCGCUUGAUCAUAUAUGGGGUAGGGUCGGCUGUUGUAUUAGCGGCAGUGAUGGUUCGCGUGAGGCCAUCCAAGAUGAAGCUCUGGUAG